UGUAUGAUGCAGUGCACAAAGUUAAAAGUUAACUACUGUUUUGACAAUUUUUAUUUCACUUAUUUAUUUAUUUUUCUUGUGGAAAACAUUAAAGAUCCAUUUUGGUGCUUAAAACUUUUGAUAUGUUCUUCAGAACCUUUAAGAAGCAUUUCUGGAUUUUAUUUAACUCGGAAACUGUUACUAUAAUUUUUACUGCUGUCUUUAAUGGUUUCCAGUCUGUACUGACAUUUAAAAUGAAAUACCAUACAAAACAGGGGGAGUGGAUUAAUCCCAGAGAAACAAAUCCAUUUUCAGGUGAGCUUAAACACUGGAAAUAAAAUGUCUAAGACUAGGUAUUUUAAAAUGUAUCUUAAAUUUGGAUCUAUGAGAAAAGAUACAACUACACUUAACCCCAUGGGAUUCCAGCCAGCUACCUCCUCUCCUCCUGCUGUGUGCGGCUCCAGGAUCCGCUCCACAGCUAACAAGACAACAGUUUCACUUAACCAUUUCCCGCUAGGCUGCUCUAUGGCAACAGUGCGAUUUGUGCAGCAUGACAGAAGGCUCUGCCAAAAAUAAAGACUCAACCACGUGAGGCUCUGCAGCUUUUUGUUUGCGCUUUUGGCAGCACAAAGACACAAUCUGAACAAUAAUAAGCACAAAACCGGCAAUGUGGGAUUAAAAUUCACAAGAUGAUUUAGGAUUUAGCCUAUUCGUGUCAUGCAUCCCAUUUAUCACGCACAUUCUAGCGCGCGACAUUAUUUAAAAUAAAAAGUUGUAAAACAUGCAUUUGAAUAAAUUCAUCCACAAACAGCAAAACAUAAACAGCCAGAGGCAACCCCCCCUUCUCCCUUCCCCCACUCCUCCCCCAUCCUUCCCUUUUUUCCUCCCCUCCGCCUCUGGAUUGUGCGUCAGGAGCGCAUCCAGGACGGCACCGGGGGUCUUCCCGCUGCUGCCCGAUGGAGCCGCGCUGAGCAGGAUCCAGGUCCGUCCGGCCCGCAACAGACCACCUCGAGGAUCCCGCAGGAGGGAUCUCUGAGCCGCCGCUGGAAGCCGCGCGAGGAGGAGGAGGAAGAAGAAAGAAGAAGAAAUUCCACCAUCCAAACUUGUCCUAUAUCUUUUCCCAGGAGAGUUCGGGGAUUGUUUUCAACAUGCACCCUCCCAAGACCUCAUCCAGUCAGAUUUGAGGGUGUUUUUUUGUUCUGGAACAGCAAAGAUGGGAUCGGUGGGUGCAGAACGCCGCAGACCCACGCCGGUCCAGACACCAGAGGAAAGGGAUGUGUGGAGGGAUGGAGGAAGAGCCGGAUGGCGGGAUGCAGGGAGGGAGGGCUGGAUGGAGGGAAGAGAGAGCGGUGUGGUUCAGAGCUACAGCUUUGAUUCGUACCAGCUGGAGGAGGAGGAGAUCAGUAAAGACGCCCCGGAGCGAGGAGUUCUGGCUCUGUCCGAGCCUGACUUUGAAGAACCGAUCCCUGACGACCGUUACCAUGGCAUCUACUUUGCAAUGCUAUUGGCUGGAGUUGGUUUCCUGCUCCCCUACAACAGCUUCAUCACUGAUGUGGACUACCUCCAUCAGAAGUUUAAGGGAACAUCUAUAGUGUUUGACAUGAGUUUGACGUACAUCGUGGUUGCUCUGCUGGCCGUCAUCCUCAACAAUGUUCUGGUGGAGAGACUGAGCAUGCACACCAGGAUCACUGUAGGGUACCUUUUGGCCCUGGGGCCGCUGAUCUUUGUCAGUGUGUUUGAUGUCUGGCUGGAAAGGUUCACCAUCAAGCAGGCUUACGUGAUGAACCUUUUGUCAGUGGGAGUGGUGGCUUUCGGAUGCACAGUGCAGCAGUCCAGUUUCUAUGGUUACAUGGGGAUGCUGCCCAAGAGGUACACUCAGGGAGUGAUGACUGGAGAAAGCACAGCCGGGGUCAUCAUCUCUCUAUCCCGCAUCUUCACCAAGCUGCUGAUAUCUGAUGACAAAAAGAACACAUUGAUCUUCUUCCUGGUCUCCAUCAGUAUGGAGCUGCUAUGCUUCCUGCUUCAUCUAGUUGUCCGGCGCUCCAGAUUUGUCCGCUACUACACCAGCCAUUCCCAGGGAAAAGGGCUGGAAAAGUGUCCAGAUCCACGGGACAACGGGACCGGAUACAGGGUUCACCAUGACGUGACUGCAGAUGAAGUGAGAUUUGGAAACGGGGUGACCGGGACCGGACCGUCCUCCACAGAAGAAGGUCUUGAAGACUUUGUUGGAGGCACCUAUGUGCGAUUUGAUGCCCCAAAAGCAAAGAUGAGAAGAAGCUGGCCUGGAGUCAGAGACAUGAUCUUGCAUCGGUACGUGGUGUCCCGCGUCAUCUGGGCCUACAUGCUGUCCAUCGCCGUGACCUACAGCAUCACCCUGUGCCUGUUCCCCGGGCUCGAGUCAGAAAUCAAGAAUCCCACUUUAGGGGAGUGGCUCCCCAUCCUCAUCAUGGCCACGUUCAACAUGUCAGACUUUGUUGGAAAGAUUUUGGCAGCGCUGCCGUACGACUGGUCUGGAGGCCGGCUGCUCUUCUUCUCCUGCCUGAGGGUGGUCUUCAUCCCACUCUUUGUCAUGUGCGUGUAUCCAGCCAGCGCGCCCACGCUGUCCCAUCCCGCCUGGCCGUGUCUGUUCUCCCUCCUCAUGGGAGUCACCAACGGAUACUUUGGGUCUGUGCCGAUGAUCCAGGCUGCUGGCAAAGUGCCACCUGAACAGAGAGAGCUGGCAGGAAACACCAUGACGGUCUCUUACAUGACAGGCUUGAUGGUGGGGUCUUCUGUGGCGUACGCAGCCUACAGCUUCACCGCUCCAGCAGCAGGAGCUCGUUUCUCCACACUCGACGCUCUUGCAUCCUACAACAACACAGGGUUUUGAACUCCUGCUGCUGCUUUUCUGCACAGACCCACACAGAGGAGCUUUUCACAUCUGUAGCAGCUGCAGAGACAAAAAAAAAAAAACUGCUUUUGUUUUGGAAAAUAAAACCCAACAUUUUCCACAGUUCUCAUUCGGCAGUCUGAUGAUCCAGACAGUAACAAUAAGGAUGCAGGAGCAUCAUCCGACAUCUAACCUGCAGCAUUUAUGUGAGCAAACACGUAAAAUAUGACAUUCUACUCAGCUGCAAUGACUGGACCCAUUGUUGCUGAAUAUUCCUGAAAUCCCAGAGUGAGGAAAAAGGUGCAAAAAAUUACAGGACCUCUGUAGACAAUAAGGUUCAUGCAUGGUUGAUUAUUUGUUGUCUGAUCUUCUGAAUGCACCAAUCAGAAGAAACAGGGAUGUUCAAGAGCAGUCUCUACAUUUAUGUUGUUGUGUCUGUGUGAGCAUGACUGAAUGUUUGAGGGAAGUAAGCUCACAGUUUAAACAUAAACUCUCUGUUCCCUGAAAGGAUUCUUUAAUCUAAAAUCCUCCUGUGGUGAAAUUAAGUCAAUUCAUUUUAAAAUGUAUGCAUCAAAAUAUCCCCCUAGAAUGAAAAAAAUAAAUAAGCAAAGGAAAAAUCUUUAUUUUUGACAUCUUUUUUUUUACAAAGUUUAUCCUCAAUAGCAGAAUUGGUCCUAAAUUGGUCGAGCUUCACAAACGGGAACAGAAAAACAAGCAGAUUUAUUCAGAGAGUAUGCAUAUUAUUAUAAAAGGAAAAUGUGCAGUGAAGAGCGACGUGCAGGAGUUCUCUUUGGUCAGCAUUUCUGCAGCUGUGAGCAGCAGAGGGAUGGUGGAUGACCAAACUUUGUAGUCAGCAACAUUUUUCUACCUGCAUUUUUUGAUUGACUGUUUUUACACAUUUAAAAUAUUUCAUUUGUUAUAAAGCAAAAGAAAGUUCACAUUUUUCAUUUCAGAAAUUUCGUUUUUUUUAUUCUGAUUAACAGUCUUUCACUAAUUUUUGUUAUAUUUCUAUAAAACCAAAAUGUUUCUUCCUCUUUUUCUGUUUUUGUCAUCUUGUCUGGUCAGGUUUCUGUAUUUUGUGUUUUUGGCGCCACCAUGAGGAGCCAGGAAGCCUUGAUUCUGGGAGCUUUGGUUCCGGCAGGUCUUCUCCGAAGGUUUUGUGAAUAUUCAUUGCAGAAAAAAAGCUUAUUUUUGUUAUUUUAAUUUUUGGGCUGCAGAGCUCAAAUCUGAUUGGACAUUUAUGAAGAUAAUAUGAAUUUAUAAAAAUUUCAUCCAUUCUGCUUCCCGAAGGCUUCUAGUUCUUCAAAAUUCUCAGCACCAUAGAGAAAUGUUGACAGAUUUUUGAUCAGGUUAAAUAUUUGUAACAAAAGCUCAAGAUUUGUUAAUUAUUAGGAUUAUUAUUCCCUAUUUUAUCUGUCUUGAAAUUUACAAGGUUUGGUCAAAAAUACGUUUAUUUAACCUUUGCAGUUUCUUGUCACCUGUGCAGGUGGAUGAAGAAUGUUUAUAUGUGUCUGCUGUGUGUUCAGUCGUUUCUGGUGUAAAAAUACAGGUUUUGUGUUUAAAACAAACAAAAAAAAUAGAGCCAAAAACAUCAGAAAAGUGAAUGUAAAAUUGUAAAAAUACAAAUGAAAUGCACUCCAUGCAGCUCAGAGCUUUCAUUUUCUCAAAUGCAAAGUCUGACUUACUACUGAAAGGCUUCUCCUGGUUUGAUUUGCUCUCAAAUGCUGCAUUUUUCAGUAAAGUGAAGGACGGUGGAGUUCGGAUUUAACACGAUGGAGGAAAAAAAGAAAAACAAAGCAAGGCUGAUGUCUGCACCUAGGAACACAAGGCUGCAUUGUGGGAAUUCUCCUCAUUGCUGUUUGAAUGUCCUUCAUUUGUCGAGGCCUCUGAGGGAGGGGCCAGAGCUGUUAUUUUUGGUCUAAUGUGUUUUUGAAGGACGUGAUAACUCAAACGGGAGCAGAAAUCGCACCUCAGAUGCUUAAAGAUGCUGGAAGGCAAACCCUCCACGCUGGAGUAGGGAAGCAGGCUGAGUGUCCAUCUGUCAGACAGAGUCAGUAUGUUCCCCCAAAUGUUUAAGAAGCUUCCCCAGGAGAGCCAAAUCAUCUCACCAGAUCAAGGAGAAGCUGUUUCUGAAACAGAUACGACAAGAAGAUGAAGUCAUUCUUCACAGCUUGGUGUAGAAACAAGAAAACAAGUUUUUCAUGCCUCAGAAAAUGAUGCAUAUUGACGAGUUAACUCUAAUUUACCCAUUAACAAUACCCCAGGGGAAAAGAAAUGACUCCAUGAUGCAGCUUAUCUUUAACAUUUCCCAAACUUCCUGUUUCCAACGUUAAAUUUAUCUCUGAUCUGCAAGAACACGUCAUUUCUCACCACUGGUAGCAGCGAUGAGAAACCUUCUGAACAUGUGACUGCACACUGUGAACCGCUGAAGGAAAACGAUGCUUUGUGCCAACUCUAUAAAGAUGGGUUUAAAAAAGAAGCCUUAACGGACCAAAAAUGUGUGUCACAAAUGAUCAGCGCUUCGCCCAAAAAGUCUGAUGCUCUCACCAGGGAACUCAGGAAAAGAUGCAAAAUGUGCACAUCCAGCUCUUUGUGCCAAUUUUUCAUAAGAAAAGAAAAGUUAUCCAGAGUUUUAAAAAGGUGGUGUAUAUAAUUCAGCCAAAGUAUGUCCUUUUUUUGAGUGUCAUAGUGACAAAAUGUCUGAAAACACGAGCUUGAACUGUGAUUUACUUGAUUAUUUAUCUGAAAUGUAGGAGCCAUGAAUACCUUGUUCCCUUAGCAAUGCUCAAUAAACAGCUGUCUUCACCUAC
Oryzias latipes (Japanese medaka) is the source of this 5658-nucleotide messenger RNA. RefSeq names its product solute carrier family 29 member 4a (gene slc29a4a). Gene Ontology annotation, cellular component: plasma membrane. The record is from RefSeq and is a predicted model, not a curated record. Lineage: Eukaryota; Metazoa; Chordata; Actinopteri; Beloniformes; Adrianichthyidae. Gene Ontology annotation, molecular function: monoamine transmembrane transporter activity; nucleoside transmembrane transporter activity. Gene Ontology annotation, biological process: nucleoside transmembrane transport.